AUGCUGGGAACGUGUUUUCGACGGUCCUAUCGGACAAAAGCUUCUCCUCAUCUGCCAAAGGGUGCUCAGGUAGCCAGGACGGAGUCGACACCUCUCGCCGUUCGUCUCCGACGGGAACGAGAUUUAGGGCCCGUCAAAGCUGGUGAAACAGAUGCAGCCUAUGGUGGCCUAACACCCUCCGAAGUUGCACGGUAUAACCGAUAUCUCGCAAUGGGAACACUACCCAAGAUAGACGGGAAACCCCUUACGCAGACACAGUACUUGGAACGAUUAAGCGCCAAACGUUCUCGUAUUCGAGGAAUUAGGACUGUGAAGCGGGAUGAUAAAGAGGUUGUAGAAGUUGUAGGUCAACCAAUCUAUCUUCCCAACAUGAUAUUUCGUCUCGUUCGCAAUCAUACGCUAGAGGGUCAAGACUACAACCCAUACGAAGCCACCUUCCGUAUUCCAUUAUCUGUGACCAAGAAUGAUGUACGGUCAUACCUAUUCUCUGCCUACGGCGUCAAGACCACCUAUGUUCGUACCGACAUCCGCUACGGAAAACACCAUUCCACCAUAAAUAGGCCUAGUCCCCUCCACCCCUUCCGAAGAUUGGCAGCGUAUAAACGAGCAGUGGUUGGAUUGGUGGAUCCAUUCUAUUACCCACAUCGUGUGGAGGACAUGCCUUUAGAGGAGAAACAGGAGAGAAGGGAAUUUAUGGAGGAGAGUUUCCAUGUUAAAGAGACGAGAGCGAACGAGGUGAAGGCGAACUUGCAGGCCAAGGCAAAACAAUUUGGGUCGGACAUGCAAACAUGGAAAUACAGAGGUGACCCCAAAAUUGGGAAAAAUCGAGGAAAUAUAUUGCGGGCCGUUGCGCAAAGGAGGAUCUUAAAGGAGAAGUUGGUGAGCGAGCAGGUGAAGGAGUGGCAGAGGAAGAGGGCAAAGGGCGAGACGAUUGAACUUGCUUUACCCUCGUCGAAGAAGGCGAAAAAGAAACCAGUGGAUGGGGCAGCACCACCGGCCGCAACAGCAGCUUCUCCUCCCUCAGUUUAA
Molecule: messenger RNA, 1029 nt
Organism: Marasmius oreades (fairy-ring Marasmius)
Lineage: Eukaryota; Fungi; Basidiomycota; Agaricomycetes; Agaricales; Marasmiaceae
Exons: 1
Coding region: 1-1029 (342 amino acids)
Biological process (GO): mitochondrial translation
Cellular component (GO): ribosome; mitochondrial large ribosomal subunit
Molecular function (GO): structural constituent of ribosome
Source: RefSeq, a predicted model, not a curated record